AUGCUGAUGUUUCUGCAGAGCGAAGCGUACAACAAGUUCCUCGAAGGACGCCGUGCCGAGAUGGCACACAUUCUGUAUCCCGAUAGCCAGGCUACCGUGGAUGACUGGGACGAGUAUCGUUCCGCGAAAGCACUCCGUCUAAUGCCUGGAGACACUGGGUACGUGGCCUGGGCCGCUGCCCUCCUGUUCUUCAUGGACGAAGUCAAGGCGAUUAGUACUCGCUUUUAUGGUGACAUACUAUUCAGAACGGUCGUUACUAUCCCCAGUCGUGAGGAUGCCCUUGCGGCCGCCCAACGCGAAGUCCCUUUCGUUCUCAGUAAGACACAGGAGUCCUUGGUCAAACUGAUGGAUCCUGAGCGCGAGCUCGAGCGGGCGUCACGUAAUGAUGUCGAUGUUACCAAGGCUAUUACUAGUGAAGCUCACCAGAACGCUGUCCUUUUGUAUCCGCGGGGCAUCGAAUGCGAAGAUUCUUGUUACACGAUGUCAUCAUCUAUCGAACUCGUUGAGGACGAUGGACAAGAGGAUCCAAAGACGGCUAUCCCGGAAGAUCAAAUCACAGCCCAGAUGGACCCAGAACUCCCAUACAUAAGAACCCAAAAGGUCAAAACCAAUCGCAGCCAACCGGCCUGUGAUCAGCCUGCCAACGCUCAAGAUCGAAAGCCAAAGUUCAGCGAAAUGAGUCAACAAGCUCUACUUUACAAAGGCAUGGAUGGAGUUCCAAUCGGUACAUUCAAACCUGAUCAUCUCACCGAUCCUCACCUACGCCGCCUGGUCUACGCGAGGAUGGACGCAUACGGCAAACUAUACCUGCUCCUGUCAGCAUUGGGGACGGAUGGUGGCACCUACGUCCAUCAGACACAGUCGAAACGGAAGAACUCCCAGGGGGUGGUGUCCUUCUACGACCUCCAACCCUUUAGCGAUGUCCCAGCCAUUGAUAUCGCUGAUAUAGCUGAGUGGGUUUUCAAGCAGCUCAAACGGAGGGGGAGUAACCCAGAUCUGGGGGGUCAGUUCUCUGGAGGAGCUGCGAGUAUCCGGAAAAAAGCAGGCUAG
This is a messenger RNA of Aspergillus viridinutans, 1050 nucleotides long. RefSeq lists its product as uncharacterized. The transcript has 4 exons. The record is from RefSeq and is a predicted model, not a curated record. NCBI's taxonomy places the organism in Eukaryota, Fungi, Ascomycota, Eurotiomycetes, Eurotiales, Aspergillaceae. Bases 1 to 1050 code for a protein of 349 amino acids.